CACUAUUCAAAGAAUUUGUGUCAAUACAUUUCGUGCAGAAAAACACGUUAGAAAUAUUAAAGAAAAGUAUUUUAAGUUUUGAGUACAAUAGAUAGCUUUAUAUAUAUGACAGUGACGUGCGGUGUAGAACGAAAGCUUUGCAAAGCUUGCUUAGUUUUCAAAUAGAGUGUCCACCUCAUGUUGGCUUACCAAGUUGCCAUGCUUAUAUGCUUCUAUGCCUGUCAUAUGUUCGAGUUAAACAAACUGCUUGAGCAAUAAGGCGCCAUAUUUUGUUUAAAGGCUGUUCAGUGUGGGUGAUUCCAUAAUUCAGAUUGACAACCCACUCACAACACUUGACUCAACCCAUGCGCUCCACUCAAUAUAUUUGCUUACACCAAAAAGUUCACGUUAUAUUUAGUCAUGGUGGAAUGGAGAUAAACAUACAGGGUUUUCAGUGUAGAGCUAGGUUACCUGUAGAUUUAACCCUGCUAAAUUUAACAUUUGAAACCUCACACUGUGCAUAUACGGUUCCAAAAUCAAUUUCCCAGUCUUCCAAAUUCAGUUUAUCACCUAAAUGUACCACGUCAUUUCAACAAAACAUUAACAAGCUUGCUUAUUUCUUUUCUAUUUAGCGGGUGGUCGGGUAGCCUCGUGGUUAAAGCGUUAGCUCAUCACCCGGGUUCGAUUCCCGACAUGGGUACAAUGUAUGGAACCCAUUUCUGGUGUCCCCUGUCACGAUAUUGCUGGAAUAUUGCUAAAAGUGGCGUAAACCAUACUCACUCACUCUUUUCUAUUUAAGGUUUAUUUUAUGCAUUGAUUACUAGAUCUAUGUCUAAUAUUUAGUAAAAUAUAUUUUCCUUUGAUUAAAUAGAUUCUAAACAUACACUAGAUCUAAUUACUUAUUAUUAAGAUAUUUAUUACAAAUUAUAGGGAGACAAUAAAAACAUAAAAAAAGUAGCACAAACAUAUCCUGCUGGUCAUAAGGGAAAUUCCAACUGUGAAAUCUGUAGUGAAAUCUUGUACAAACAUCAUUAAGGAACGUGUGGCAGGAUUUCCUGUUCAUACCAGCCUGGCUGUGCAAUAUGGUCUAUCGGACAUUUGAUUAUGUAUGGAAUAGGAAUAAAAGUUUGAGAAGAUUUGUCUUGUCUGCUGCUGAGUUUGUUAAGUAAUUGUGUUUGUAUUAAGUGCCAUGCUCCCAUAAGCACCCACUGACCAUCUGUUAGACUUGUCAGCAAGUACCUAAUCUUGAUAAGCGCCUAUAAAGUUUACAUGAUAGUCCUGAUGAUACACAUUUUUUACAGAAAAUAUGGCUAAGUAGAAAGGGGCGUACAUUGUACAUGCUUACAUUAAUCAAAUGGUAACCUGUCAAACUGUUCUAUACAUUAAAAAAACUACCCGGUGAUGCCAAAUGUGAAUUUACUGACCCAAAAUGUUUUCUGUCUUUGAUACACUUCACAUAAAAAGCAAUGAGAAUAAGUUGGAGAGUUUAUUCAUGGUGCAAUAAUGGUUGCAGAUUAAUUUCUUUAUAUUUUUGCAUGAAACAAUCACCAAUCAAAUGAUCAAAACGUGACAUACUCCCCGGUAUAAAGAUUGUCAUUCACCUAGUGUUUUAGCCUGUUGUUUGUUGGUAUGCACCAGAUUGUCGUGUAUGGUUUUAAUAAGUGCCCCCUUCAUCAAUUUCUGAACAUACACAGGGCCUUAUUAGUGCGAAAAUAGUUGCGAAAAAAAGCUUCAAAUAAGGUCACAAGGGAAAACCCUUGAAAACCCAAAACAUUUUUGUUUGCAUUUGUUUUCUUCUUAUUUUCUCAGAUUGACACUACUUUCAAGUCAUCACAUUUUUUAAAUUUUGUCUAUAUUUUGACAGCAGGCCUUAUGGUUUAUGCUGUUUGUUUAUGUUAAUUGGUCAUACACCAAGUAAUGAGCCUUUAAUGCCGCUAUGUUGUGCUUUUUUGAAAGUAUUUGAAAGAAACAUUCCUGUUUCUUCUGAACAUAUAUGUUGACAAGAUAGUCUUUUUUUUUCUUAAUUCCAGACAGUACUUGCACUUUGACCAAUCCCUUCGGAGCUCCAAAUCUUCUCUCCUGAAAUUGACAUUUGGCAUCAAACCAGAGCAAACAUCAGUAACAAAAUGGCCAGACCAAAGUUGAUUGUUUUUGAUUUAGAUUACACCCUGUGGCCAUUUUGGGUGGACACACAUCAUGAUCCCCCUUUCUUGAAAAGAAGUGAUGGGCAGGUGUAUGAUCGGCAUGGGAAGAUGGUCAUCUGCUACCCUGACGUACCCCAGGUGCUCCAUCGGCUCCACUCAGAGGGCUACACACUGGCCGUUGCUUCAAGAUCAUCUACCCCUCCUGAUGCACAUGAAUUGUGUCAUCUGUUUGACUGGGACAGAUACUUCACAUAUAAAGAAAUCUACCCUGGAUCUAAAGUCACACACUUUGGAAGGUUUGUGGAGGAAAGUGGCAUCCCUUAUGAAGACAUGCUGUUCUUUGAUGACGAGCAGAGAAAUAUUAUUGAAUUGAGGAAUAUAGGUGUGACCAGCAUCAUGGUCAAUGAUGGUGUUACAGAGGCAUUGAUCAAAGAAGGUCUAGAGACAUUUCAACACAACCGACAACAGCAUAGAUAACACCCACCUGACUUAGAUUUACAACUGCACUUGUGAAUGAAGCAUCAUGGUUGGGACUUUUACUUUUAUCCACUUUUCCCUUCUUAUCUAUUAUACUGGUAUAUUUAUUUGUUGCUGCAAAACUUUUGUUUUGGGAUUAUGCCAUCCUUUGUCCACAUCCAUUGUCCAACAGAAUUGAAACUUGACCUCCAUACACCAUAAUUUGUAUGGAUUACUGCAAUUUUUACAUGGUAAUAAGGCAUGAUCCCAAUAAUGGUGUCUUAGAAACAUGCCAAAAGAAUUCAGUUCUUGUUUGCCAUGUCAAUUAUUAAUGCAUCAUUAUUAAAUUUAACAAAUGUCAUAUUUGGGAUAACACUUGCUUUAAUUUUUGGGGCAUAUUUUAAUGAUAACCAUAACACUGUUAGUAAACAAUUAUCACAUGUAAUUAUUUUCUGCUUCAAAACUAAGUACAUUGUAAUUCUUAGCAGCAGUCAGCCAAAGCAAGUUAGGUCUGGUUUCCAACAUCCUUCGUGUUCUGCUCAUUGAUCUAUUUACCAGGUGACAAUGUCAGAUACAUUAUGUAUCAGUAUUCUCUGCAGUGCUUUGAAUGAUGAAGCAAUAUUCAAGUAAUAAAAGUUUUUAUUUGA
Molecule: messenger RNA, 3226 nt
Organism: Haliotis rufescens (red abalone)
Lineage: Eukaryota; Metazoa; Mollusca; Gastropoda; Lepetellida; Haliotidae
Product: magnesium-dependent phosphatase 1-like
Exons: 7
Coding region: 2106-2600 (164 amino acids)
Molecular function (GO): acid phosphatase activity
Source: RefSeq, a predicted model, not a curated record